AUGGCGCUGGAACUUCCUCAGAGUACGAUGAGCGAUUUCUGGAUUUGGUUUAUUUACUCCCUUAAGUAUUCUUGUGCUUGGGAUUCGAGAUGCGUCAGUCGAAGAAAAAGCAGCUUGAAGCUCUCAAAGCCCGCGAAAAGAAACAGUCAUUUUCAGUUGAGACUUGUGGCCGUCAAAGACUUUACAGUCAUAUUUUCACAGACCCCUUUCGCGGAUUCUCUCCCACCUCUCGGCGACUGCGCCGAGGUCAUGAAGGUCGAACACAUUGACCCUCGCAAACGACCGUAUGGAACCCGAUCAUACCGAUCUCCGUAUAUGGAGAGGCAUAGUAGAAACAGUGGAAAGAGUGAUGGCAUUUCGGCGCUCAGAAUCUCGCUUCUCGGAAUGAUGGGAAAGCCCGCCUAUUGUCGCAGUCAAAAGGCAGCAGAAAAGGAGAUCGAAGCCCUCCAGGCGGCUUUCGUUGAGAUCUAUGAGAUACACGCCCGCCGAAGUACAUCUGCAUUGGUUUGUUUAGUCCAGUCUCAGAGAGUUCUGGGGACGAGGACGCUCUGGAGUCAUAUGCUGGCGACCCGAAGCUCUACGUACACCCGAAGGUCCUCAACUUCAACGAUGGGAAAGACAAGCCAAACUGGCCAGACCUACCGGAUCGAGAGGACCGCAACGUAG
Messenger RNA from Fusarium verticillioides 7600, 666 nucleotides. RefSeq lists its product as hypothetical. Lineage: Eukaryota; Fungi; Ascomycota; Sordariomycetes; Hypocreales; Nectriaceae. The transcript has a single exon. Bases 1 to 666 code for a protein of 221 amino acids. The record is from RefSeq and is a predicted model, not a curated record.